This is a messenger RNA of Epithele typhae, 786 nucleotides long. RefSeq lists its product as uncharacterized. The record is from RefSeq and is a predicted model, not a curated record. The coding region runs from base 1 to 786 and encodes 261 amino acids. Lineage: Eukaryota; Fungi; Basidiomycota; Agaricomycetes; Polyporales; Epitheliaceae. The transcript is spliced from 10 exons.
AUGGAAAGUCAAAUCGCUCUGACCGCUCUCUCAAGCAAAUGGGCGGUGGUCGCAGCCAUCGCCGUCACCUACGACUACUUCCUCACACUCAACACAGAGAUUCAUUGCAACGCAAUCGCACUGUGUUUUUCUUUAUUGGUCACCGUCAUGCUCAUAUCCGGCGCGGUGCUGGGGUCUGGGAACGCCGUCCCCUCGCUUUACGCAGCGAUCAAGACUCGGUCCACCUACGACCCAGGACCCAACAACAUGCUCACCUUGUGUAACGCGGAUUUCUCGCAAUUUGAGUCCUUCCGCAAAGGAAUUGCACAGCAGAGGCUGAGAAUUACUACGGCAUUCUUUCAAAACGGUGUUGCAUACUUCGCUGCACUCCUCAUUGGAAACAUCAUUAAUCUUGCAUUCAUCAACAAUGUGGAGAGUUCGAAGCUGAUGUUACCUUUCAACCAGCUGUUGUUCAAUCUCAUCGGGGCGCUCACUGCCAUGACGGUGGUCUUGACCUGCCGCUUCAUCCUCGACUUGUUCGAAGCGAGCGCGAGGGGACGCUUCGGCACUGUCCCGACAUUACACCUCUCAGCCAUGGUGCCCUCGCGCUCCCUUGCGUUCCCACACGUUGGCGGCCUCGGCGCCAAUGGAAACCCCCAGGGAAUUUUCGGCGCGGAUGUCAGUUGGGGCAGUACAGAAGAGAGCGAGAGCGACUGGAGUAAGAAAGACGAUCACGGCUUCGAGCUCCAGCCUGUGAACCCGGAACGACAAAUAUCGGAUGCGCACCCUUCCAGAUCGGAUUCGUGA